Octopus bimaculoides (California two-spot octopus) is the source of this 3372-nucleotide messenger RNA. Its product is annotated as regulator of telomere elongation helicase 1 homolog. Gene Ontology annotation, cellular component: nucleus. Gene Ontology annotation, molecular function: ATP binding; DNA binding; DNA polymerase binding. The record is from RefSeq and is a predicted model, not a curated record. Gene Ontology annotation, biological process: negative regulation of t-circle formation; DNA replication; telomeric loop disassembly. NCBI's taxonomy places the organism in Eukaryota, Metazoa, Mollusca, Cephalopoda, Octopoda, Octopodidae.
AACUUUGCUUUUUAUUCUUUCGGGAAGCCUCAGCUAAAUACUGGAAUUGCCGUAACUGACUAAUCUCUCUCCCUAAAAUUACUGGCCUCAUGCUAAAAUUUGGAAAAACUAGAACCAUUAGCAUGCCGGCCAAAACGAUUAGUGGCAUUUCAUCCAUCUUUACAAUCUGAGUUCAAAUUCCACUGAGGUCAACUUUACGUUUUGUCCUUUCAGGGUUGAUGUAAUUGACUUAACCCUUUGCCCUGAAAUUGUUAGCCUUGUGUCAAAAUAUGAAAUCGUUAGUAUUUUUAUUAUUAUUAAUUAAGGUGGUGAGCUGGCAGAAUCAUUAGGACACUGGACAAAAUGCUUUGCAGUAUUUUGCCCAUUGCUAUGUUAUUUCAAAUUCCACCAAGGUCGACUUUGCCUUUCAUCCUUUUGGGGGUUGAUAGAUUAAGUAUCAGUGAAACACUGGGGUCGGUAUAAUUGACAAGACCCUCUCCGCACAAAUUUCAGGCCUUGUGCCUAUAAUAAGGAUUAUUAUUAAGGGUUGACUUUGCCUUUCUUUCAUCCUUUCAGGAUUGAGCACAGGGGGAGGGGGGGCGUGUAAUUGACAAUCCUCCCCUCAAAAAAAUAUCAGACUUUGUGCUCUUAGAAGAAAGAAUCAUUAUUAUUAUUAUUAUUAGUAGUAGUAGUAGUAUUGAGGCAGCAAGCUGGCAAAAAUGCAUAGCGGUAUGUUGCCCAUCGCUACAUUCUGCCAAGGUUGGCUUUGCCUUUCAUCCUUUUGGGGUCAGUAAAUUAAGUACCAGUGAAACACUGGGGUCGAUGUAAUCAACUAGUUCCCUACUCACAAAUUUCAUGCCUUGUGCCUUUCGUAGAAAGUAUUAUUAUUAUUAUUAUGGUGGCAAGCUGGUAGAAUUGUUAGUGUGUCUAUCAAAGGGCUUAGUGGCAUUUCCUCUGACUCUUUAUAUUAUGAGUUCAAACCCUGCCAAGGCCAACUUUGCCUGUCAUUCUUUUGGAAUCAAUGAAAUAAGUACCAGUUGAAUACUGGAAUCAAUAUAAUCGAUUAUCCCCCUCCCAGAAAUUGCUGGCAUUGUGCCAGAAUUUGAAACCAUGAAGGUGACAAGCUGGUAGAACCAUUAGCUCACCAGGCAAUAUGCUUAGCGGCAUUUUGUCUGUUUUGAUGGUCUGAGUUCAAAUUCUGCUGAAGUCAACUUUGCCUUUUGUCAUUUUGAGGUCAAUGAAAUAAGUACCAGCUGAGUACUGGGGAAGGGGGUCGAUGUAAUCGACUAUCCCCCUUCCCCCAAAUUUCAGGCAUUGUGCCUAUAGUAGAAAGAAAACUCUUCCGGCGGUAUCUUCCAUUCAAAAGGUGCUGGAGUUUCCAAGUUUUUUGACUGUCUUCAGAUUGUAUUCAAAGAAUCCGACCCAAAAGACCAAAGCAAUUCCUGUAUUUCUGAUAAUUAUAUGGUUCACAUUGCAGAGAUGAAAGCUAAAUGGAAUCAAAAAUCUGUAGAUCGUUGGGUAAAUUCUUCAGAACCACAAAAACGAGAACUCAGCUACUGGUGUUUGUGUCCGGGUUUCACAAUGAAGGAAUUCGUGUCUCUCGGUAUCAAGUGCUUGAUCCUGACGAGUGGCACGCUGUCACCGAUGAGUACUUUCUCCAGUGAACUGAAGAUACCAUUUCCUGUGGUUCUUCAGAAUCCUCACAUCAUAAAGAAGGAUCAAAUAUGGGUGGGUACAGUGCCAAAGGGACCAGACAAGUACACAUUGAAUUCCAGUUAUCAAACAAGGUUUGACGUCAAGUACCAAACAUCUCUUGGCAAUCUCAUCAUAAACAUUAGCUAUGUAAUCCCUCAUGGACUCCUGAUCUUCUUCCCAUCCUACCCACUCAUGGAUUCCUGCAUCACCUACUGGAAGUCUUUAGACAUCUGGAGGCGGAUCAACCAAGUAAAACCUGUCCUUGUGGAACCAAAAAAUAAAGAUGACUUUCAAAUUGCUAUUGAAGAUUUCUACGCCAAGGUGUCCGACCCUGCACUGAAAGGAGCCAUAUUCAUAGCAGUGUGUCGAGGAAAGGUCAGUGAAGGUCUUGAUUUUGCUGAUGCGAAUGGCCGAGCUGUUCUCAUCACAGGUUUACCAUAUCCACCUAUGAGGGACCCAAAAGUGAUGAUGAAGAUGAAAUUUUUGGAUGAUUUGGUUGCCAAACGCAACGGACAGCAGAUGACUGGAUGGCAGUGGUACCAACUGCAAGCCUACAGAGCUGUGAAUCAAGCUAUUGGAAGAGUCAUCAGACACAAAGAUGAUUAUGGGGCCAUCCUCCUGUGUGAUAGUCGGUUCACCAGUAACCAUAACAUUCACCAUCUUCCCAUCUGGCUCCGGGAUGAAGUUCGCAAAACGGACAAAUAUGGUCAAGUCUUGCGUGAGUUGGCCUCCUUCUUCAAGGCGGCUAAAAGAACGUUACCACAACCAGUGCUAUCUUCCAGACAAUAUAAAGCUGCCAACCCUGUCUCCACAUUUAGUAGUGGUUCAUAUUUUGAAAUCGGUCAAGUGACGAUACGUCCUCCAUCGGCCAGAGCCUCGGAUGUUGUCACACAUGUCCCCAGUUUGAGCAUAGAUGCGGAGAUCAGUAGAGCACUCUUACAGCAAUAUAACCAAGCAGAGUCGACCCGUCACCCGACUAACAAAGUCGGUUUAUUAGAAAUGCUGAGUGACACAGAUAAAAAAAAUGAAGAAUUCACUGGGUUAAAUUCUUUACCAUCCCAAAAAACUCCCCAUCCUGAAAACAGCCCCGUACAAAGGAAAUCUGGGAAGAAGAAGAUUGUUAUUGUAAAGCCAGAUGAAGGCAGUCAGUCCCAACAAGAAAUUACCAGUGCAGCUAACCCCACUUGCAAUGUUGCAGUCGCAACAACAAACCAGGAUAUGUACAAGCAGUUGGCUGGCGACUAUGCCGCUGUGGUGCGGAAUACUUUGACCCCAUCCAACUACAAGGUAUUUUCCAAAGCCAUGGCCAAUUACAAAAGGACAGAAGAUCUGAAGAGCCUCAUGGUUGUCCUUGCUGACCUCUUCACAGCCAGUACUGACCACUACAUAUUGCUCAGAAUGUUCUACAAAUUUAUCCGUCCCAAACAUCAAAGACAGUUCAACCAAUUCUGUGUUGACAUCACUGGAAUGGGUUGUGACUUCAAGCCAGAGCAUACCAUUGGAAGAAUCUUGAUCUGCGAUGCCAACCCACCUCCAGACAAGAAAUUAAAAACAUUUGGUCAAGAACAUUGUAUCACCAACAGCACUGUUCUUGAAGAUUAUCUUCACACCAGACUAUUCCCACCAUCACUUCUCUCUGAUCAGAAACUAUGGUCGAAACCAAUUGAGGAAGAAGAUGCUGAAGACAGUGGCCAGUAA